AUGGAAAUUCUAACACUAAGCUCCUCCUCCACCACCACCACCCCACUAUUUGCACGGUUGCCACCGGCUGCAUCUGCCACUUCCCCAAAGGGACGAAUUAUUGCAGCUGCCAUCGCGGCUAAGGUGCCGCCAUCCUAUCAAAUUACCCACUCAAUGGCACCCGAGAAAGUAGAAGUGUUCAAGUCACUAGAACCAUGGGCAACUAGAACUUUGCUCCCUCUCCUUAAACCAGUCGAGAAAUGUUGGCAACCUUCUGAUUUCCUUCCUGAUCCAUCAUUGCCCAAUGAUGAAUUUACGGACAAAGUUUUGUCUCUGCGAAAGUCUUCCAAUGGACUACCCAAUGAGUACUUUGUUGUGCUAGUUGGAGAUAUGGUUACUGAGGAAGCCAUACCUACAUAUGAAAGUAUGAUAAAUUUGUGGGAUGGGAUUAAGGAUGACACCGGCGCUAGCCAAAGCCCGUGGGCUACUUGGACUCGGGGAUGGACUGCCGAGGAGAAUAGGCACGGCGAUUUGCUUCGAAGUUAUCUCUAUCUUUCAGGCCGGGUCGAUAUGCUGAGCAUUGAGAAAACUGUGCAGUAUUUGAUUGGUGCUGGAAUGAAUAUUGGUGUCGAAAAUAACCCUUACUUAGGAUAUGUGUACGUUUCAUUUCAAGAGCGCGCUACAUUUAUAUCUCAUGGAAACACGGCGAGGCUUGCCAAGGAGCAUGGAGAUCCAAUUCUUGCAAACAUAUGUGGUACAAUCGCAGCCGAUGAAAAGCGCCAUGAAAGUGCAUACAUAAAAUUGGUAGAUAAGCUAUUGGAGAUUGACCCAAAUGCAACCAUGGUAGCAAUCGGUAACAUGAUGAGGAAGGGAAUCACAAUGCCGGCUCAUUUAAUGUACGAUGGGCAAGACCCAAACCUUUAUAAUCAUUUCUCAAUGGUGGCAGCUCGAAUCGGUGUUUAUACACCUAAAGAUUAUGUGGAAAUUUUGGAGUUCUUGGUCACGCGGUGGAACCUUGAGAAGAUUCAGGGAUUAGAAAGUGAUGGGAGAUGCGAGCAAGAUUUUGUGUGCCGUCUAGUGCUUAAAUUGCGAAAGUUGAUAGAGUGGGAAGGCAAUCGGGCGAAGAAGGAAAGCUCAAAGACGAAGUUUAGUUGGAUUUUCAACAAAGAAAUUAUUAUGUAGCUUCAUAUAUUGUUUGCUUCUAUUUCCAUCACUGCUUCAUCUACCUUUAGAUUGACUAUAGUGAGGUGCCAGGAAUAAAUUCAUGUAAUAAUCACUACUAUAUCGAUAUAUACAUAUAUAUUCAAUGCAUC
This is a messenger RNA of Andrographis paniculata, 1292 nucleotides long. Its product is annotated as stearoyl-[acyl-carrier-protein] 9-desaturase 6, chloroplastic-like. Gene Ontology annotation, biological process: fatty acid metabolic process. Lineage: Eukaryota; Viridiplantae; Streptophyta; Magnoliopsida; Lamiales; Acanthaceae. The record is from RefSeq and is a predicted model, not a curated record. The transcript is spliced from 2 exons. The coding region runs from base 1 to 1161 and encodes 386 amino acids. Gene Ontology annotation, molecular function: stearoyl-[ACP] desaturase activity. Gene Ontology annotation, cellular component: chloroplast stroma.